AUGGGAUCGUCUCCUAGUCUCUGUAGAGAUCCUCAAUCCGGAGAACUUACCGAACAUGAUAAUUUGUUCAAAUUAAUCGCAGCUGCAGCUGGUUCGAAAAAAGGAAAAGAAUAUGUGAAGAAUCUAGAGAUUAGAGACGUUACAGAUUUGAGAAUCAUUUUUGGUGAAAAUGGAAGGACUCUUAUCACUUUGAACUCUGAGAAUAAGACAUUCGAGAUGCAUUUAGAGCAGACUGAACAGGAGCAAGAUGUUGGGAAACUUAAAGUCAACAAUGUCAACCCGCUGCUCUGCAAGUUCAAUAUCAAGUCAGCACCAGACGUCAUACAAACCACAAUCACCAUUUUGAUGAACAUCUUCCACCUUCAAAAUAUUCGUACUAUGGAAUUCAAGGAUCCCGAUCGCCUGAUUCACGAAAUUGCCGACAUCCACCAACUCGCAAAAACCGCUCAUCUCCGGAUCACCAAGCCAACCGUGACCUCUCAAGAGUUGAAAUUUCUCAAAAGCAUUCGCACUUUUUUCCUAGCCUUCAACACAAUGCCUCCAGACGAAUAUCAUCUCUGGCCGCUUAAAUUUAAAAACGUCGAAAUUCUAAAUGGCUACUUGUACACCAUCGACGAUUUGUACAAAAACGACGAGUGUUAUACUACAAAACUGAAUCUCCGCAAAUGUGAAUGGUCCACCACCUCCAUCAACGAAUUCCUCAAGAUUUGGUUAGGAUCAAAGCAAUUGUUGAAAUUCGAGUACAUCCGUUUUGGUUCGGUUGAAGACUUGGGAGACUUGUUCGAUGGAUUGACCGUAUUACCACGGUUCAAUGCGCUACACAGCCGGUACUAUAAAAUGGACUACCCACAUUCCAUCUGGUUUGACUGCAAGACAGGAUGGGACAUAAAAAGAAGUGAUGAUACAUUGGCUACGGUUUUGUUCGAUAGAGACUCUCGUUGUUGUUGGUUUUUGGUUUGGAGAGAGCGGUUUUUCCCGGAUCUUCCAGAAGAGUUAUCUAAUGAUUUAGUGGAGGUGGAAGAGCAACUGGGAGGUUUGGAUCUGCUGACUUCUUCACCAAGACCUUAUUAUUGA
Molecule: messenger RNA, 1074 nt
Organism: Caenorhabditis briggsae
Lineage: Eukaryota; Metazoa; Nematoda; Chromadorea; Rhabditida; Rhabditidae
Exons: 3
Coding region: 1-1074 (357 amino acids)
Biological process (GO): embryo development
Source: RefSeq, a predicted model, not a curated record